AUGCCAAUCGCUACUUUCAAUUCCCCAGUGCGAUUUAGCACAUUUUCGAAGAGGCGGUCGAAACUCUCACCAGUGAUUGGAUAUCCAGACGCAUUACCUCAUCCGCAGCAUCACCAUCAACAUCAAUUGGCACACAAUCGGCGCCUUCCAGCCCUCCAAUUGUGCUCAGACGUUCUUGAGUACAUAUUCCUGUUGGCCGCGGAACGGGAAUACACAACGGAUAACCCUCGUCGAACCAUCAUCUCCUAUUCUCACAUAUGCCACGACUGGCGUGCCAUCGUUCUGUCGCUCAAAAGGCUCUGGUCACGCCUUGUCGAUUUCGAAGAAGCUUCAUGCGAAUGGAACUUAGAAAUGCUGCGUAGAUCGCAUCCUCUGCCUAUUCGCGUGUCCUACAACGCCACCCUUGCUCCACGCAAUGCACAGGUGCUCAAGCUGCAAAUGGACUGUCUGGACAGGAUCCGCAGCUAUACCCUGUGCUGCCCGGACACGGACUGGGACCUCCUUGUCGCGCUGCUGGACAGCAGACCCGCGCCCUCCCUGGAGAAGCUCUCCAUCACAUGUUGUCGCUCGUUUGGCGCGAUCGGCUCCCGGCCCGCCCUGCUUCCAGUAUCAUUGUUCGGUGGAUGUGCGCCCAACCUCAGGCGCUUGUAUCUCAACGAGUGUGGGAUUGAUUUCCGAGCAGCACGGUUCUUGAGAUCCCUGACAUCGUUACAGGUCGUGGAUCUCAGCUACGAUAUUGCGCCUACGGCUCUAGAGUGGUUAGAUAUCCUUCAGGAUAUGCCGAAGCUAACUCAAUUAUCACUUCAAGGUGCUAUAUUACCCUCUCAGUAUCGACCACAACGACUUGCCCGAAUCAACGGCGAUCAGGAUGGGUACACUGUGCCCAUAAUUACCAACCUUAACCUUGAUGGGUCUCUUUCUGAUAUUGCUUUCGUAGUGGAUAACCUCGUAAUGCCUCCUAGUUGUCAUUGGACAUUGACAUGCUCCGAUUGCAUACCUGGAUCAAGUCUCGAUCUUCUUAUUGACUCUCUCACAAAAUUCAUUGACGACUCGACGUAUAUACCCGCAAUUUCGACACGCCACCUCUCAAUAGCAGCGCAAACCUCUAACAUAUUCCUGACCAGCGAAAUAGCUUCUCCUGGUUCUAACAAAGAGGCUCCAGUGGGAUUCUACAUCAAUCUUCGCACACGCUCCCAUACUCAAUGGGACACCCUCUUCCCUAUAGUCGCAUCCGGACUAUCAGAAAUCAUUCCCAUCAUUACAUCCCUCGAACUCGCUCUCCCAAUCGCUCAUCCAUCUUUACUCCCUCUUCUCCGCCGAGCCUCGUCGCUGGACAUGCUCAUGAGACUGUCAGGGAAACUGUCAAAGACGUUACUUCCUGCGUUCCAGUCGCUCACUCCCACGGGUGGCCUACUGCUCCCUUCAUUACGCAGCAUCGUCUUCACUGAUGACUCUUUAGUCUGGGGGGAAAGUUACCGCAACCUUCUGUCGUUCCUGAGGUGGCGAUCUCAGAUGGGCGCUCCGAUCCAGCGUGUGUUCUUCUUGAGAUGCUUUGUCCUCGAAGCCGUCGUAAAGGAACUUAAUUCGUUGGGUGUGAGCGUUGAAGGUGCAUUGGAAGGACUUCGUUGGCAGAACCUAUAA
Psilocybe cubensis is the source of this 1641-nucleotide messenger RNA. RefSeq lists its product as uncharacterized. The transcript has a single exon. Lineage: Eukaryota; Fungi; Basidiomycota; Agaricomycetes; Agaricales; Agrocybaceae. The coding region runs from base 1 to 1641 and encodes 546 amino acids. The record is from RefSeq and is a predicted model, not a curated record.